Rotaria socialis is the source of this 609-nucleotide messenger RNA. The record is from the annotation of a GenBank genome assembly. Lineage: Eukaryota; Metazoa; Rotifera; Eurotatoria; Philodinida; Philodinidae.
AUGAUGGACGAAUUAUGCAAACAAAUUGGUGUCACACACCUGAAUUCAACACCAUAUCAUCCACAAACAAAUGGUCAAGUCGAAUGGUACAACUCGACGAUGGACGCCAAAAUAGGUGCUUUAUCAAACCUACGGAAGACAGAUUGGGAUGAUCAACUGCCAUUCGUUACAUAUAAUUAUAAUGCAUCGAUUCACUCAACUACAAGGCAGCUACCAUUCGAAAUGAUGUAUGGACGAUUGCCUAUAUUACCAUUUGAUAACCAAGAUGACAACGUUACAUUAUCAUAUGAUUCAACACACGUUAAUAAACUCAAUCAAUUCUUGUCGAAAUUAAAUGAACAAGCCAAAAUUAAUAUUAUUAGAAACCAAGAACGAUAUAAACAAAGCUAUGAUAUAAAUCGUGCUGAUCCAUCGUACAACAUUGGUGAUUUAGUUCUUGUUAAAACACUUAAUAUUCGUCACAAAUUUGAUAUUCGUUAUGAAGGACCAUUCAGAAUUAUCAAACAAUUCACACAAAAAACAUUUAUUAUCCAACACGUCAAGAAAUCAACAUUACAUCGUCAAGUUAUGACAGACGUGUUACUACCAAUAUUCGAACGAAUUUAUUAG